GAGUGGCUGCGAUGCGAUGCGCGCAAAGACUUUAAGCUUGGUUGGUGCCAGGCAAAUGGGAUAUCUGACAGGAGGCCCACUUGAGUAACCACCCGCAUCGCGGCCCGUGCCCAGCGGUAGACGCCUGUGCUUGGGCUGGGCUGGGCUGGGCUGGGCUGUGGUGUAUUUAUAUGUGCGUGUGUGUGUUGGCGUUUAGGGAGUGGUUGGGUUUAAGUAGUCGCUGUGUUUCCUCUGUUUGUUUCCUGUUUCUCGUUCAUAGAGAUCGAUCUGGGAUUUUGUUGUUGGGACUGUUGAUUCGGUCUUUUAUAUUAUUUCCUCUCUCUAAGAUUCUAUUUUCUAACGUUCAGAGAUACAGUCAUCAUUAUUUAAGAUGCCGUUCCUCAAGAAGUCAGAAGUAGCAGAAGACGUGCGUUCUUUCGACGCGCCGCCUACGGAAGAACAUCCCGCCAUGCGGGGCAGCAAUAAAUCGAACAUCGUCGAUUCCAUCAACCUAGGUCUCACGGUCCUGGCUUUAUUGUCGGCGAUGACGAUCGUAGGCACCAGUGCCGAGACGCUGCAGGUGUAUAAUACGACGCGGUUGGGGAACGGGCAUUUCUUGUCCAUGUGGCCGAAUGAGUUCGAUAUCCGCCCGACGGUGGCGUUGGUUGUUUGCGGGUCGAUCAUGAUCGUGGCUGCGGCGUUGGGGGUCGUUGUUAAGAAGGUUCCUGCGAUCGCAAAUCAUACGCUCCUUGCGACUCCACUGUCUCUUCUCUUCCCGAGUAUCUCGCUCGUCGCUGCCCUGAUCGCAACUUCCUUCUUCUAUGGCGUUAAUACCUCAUCCUCGACCUUCAGUCUGCAGUCGUGGACUUGCCAGUGGAGCGAUAUCGAUAUGGAUGUUAAGCCACAUUGGGGAACGCUUUGCAAGGAGAGCAAGGUUGCGUUGUAUUUGAGCGUAAUGAUGAUCCCGCUUCAGGUGUUGGUUCUUGGAACGGUGGUUGUGGGGUUCCUUGGUCGGGUGAGGGGUUGGGUUGCCGGGAAAGGAAAGGGAAAUGGUGGGAUGGAGGAGGAGAGGAAGGGAAGUCCUGCUCUGUCUUGAAGGAUAGUGGGAAAUGAUGGUUGGGAUUUGAAAGAAGCUUGAGGUAGCUCGUGAUGGGACGACGAGUGAAGGUCGAGUCGUGAUGAGUUGAGAUGAGAGUUAGA
Molecule: messenger RNA, 1179 nt
Organism: Mollisia scopiformis
Lineage: Eukaryota; Fungi; Ascomycota; Leotiomycetes; Helotiales; Mollisiaceae
Exons: 2
Coding region: 371-1075 (234 amino acids)
Source: RefSeq, a predicted model, not a curated record